Aethina tumida (small hive beetle) is the source of this 429-nucleotide messenger RNA. RefSeq lists its product as uncharacterized. The transcript has 2 exons. The record is from RefSeq and is a predicted model, not a curated record. Lineage: Eukaryota; Metazoa; Arthropoda; Insecta; Coleoptera; Nitidulidae. The coding region runs from base 7 to 345 and encodes 112 amino acids.
UUAAACAUGUCAGACAUUCAGGAAAGAUCUGUGGUUGAGGCCUUACAUCGAAUUAAAGUUAAAAAUGAGCAAUGGGCAUUUAAAUAUCACGACCUAAGUAAACAAUACAUAUCAUUACAAGAGCACUUAAGAGACAUAGCAGAGAGGUCGCAGUUUUUGAAAGACAUCAGACUGCCAAGAAAGGAAGAUAAAAGAGUGAUUCGCGUGCCAAAAACAUCAAACGCAUUAUGUGGAUGGUUAGUAACUCGCAAAGACUUCAAUAUAGACCUGUGCAGCGACUUAUUCGUUCCUCUGCCUUUGCCCACACAUUUUGUCCUACACACAGAAAUAUUUGCCCCACAGUAAAGAAUGUCUUUCACAUUACCAUCUGGAUCUAAUAUCUGUAAUAAACAUGUUAUAAAAUAAACGAUAAAUCUACAAACAAAUAAA